This is a messenger RNA of Glycine soja, 1628 nucleotides long. Its product is annotated as glycerate dehydrogenase HPR, peroxisomal. The record is from RefSeq and is a predicted model, not a curated record. The coding region runs from base 208 to 1368 and encodes 386 amino acids. The transcript is spliced from 13 exons. NCBI's taxonomy places the organism in Eukaryota, Viridiplantae, Streptophyta, Magnoliopsida, Fabales, Fabaceae. Gene Ontology annotation, cellular component: cytosol. Gene Ontology annotation, molecular function: NAD binding; hydroxypyruvate reductase (NADH) activity; hydroxypyruvate reductase [NAD(P)H] activity.
AUAUAAGGUUAAAGGAAUCAUAUGUCAAAGUCAUUUCCAUGCACCAAUUUUAUUGGUCAGAAAUGAGUUAGUAUGGUUAAGUAUUUCACACUGGAUCAUCUAUUUCUAAUAUUAUAAGCUAAAGGACCAAGAACUGAAAUUAUUAUAACCUCAACUUGAACUAUCCAUACAUAGCCACUUUACACUCACUCUUGUGUUGUUGCCUUCAUGGCCAAGCCAGUGUCCAUUGAGGUAUGGAACCCAAGUGGCAAAUACAGAGUUGUUAGCACCAAACCAAUGCCUGGAACUCGUUGGAUCAAUCUUCUCGUUCAAAAUGAUGUUCGCCUUGAAAUAUGUACCGAGAAGAAAACGAUUCUGUCAGUUGAAGACAUCAUUGCUUUGAUUGGUGAUAAGUGCGAUGGAGUUAUUGGACAGCUGACUGAAGACUGGGGAGAACAGUUGUUCUCUACUUUGAGCAAAGCCGGAGGCAAAGCUUUCAGUAACAUGGCUGUUGGUUAUAACAACGUGGAUGUUGAUGCUGCAAACAAGUAUGGUGUUGCUGUUGGAAAUACUCCUGGAGUGCUCACUGAGACAACAGCUGAGUUGGCAGCUUCAUUGUCUUUGGCAGCUGCUAGAAGGAUAGUUGAGGCAGAUGAGUUCAUGAGGGCAGGAUUAUAUGAUGGAUGGCUACCUCAUCUAUUUGUUGGAAACUUGCUCAAGGGACAAACUGUUGGUGUAAUUGGAGCUGGUCGAAUUGGAUCCGCUUAUGCAAGAAUGAUGGUUGAAGGGUUCAAGAUGAACCUAAUUUACUAUGAUCUCUACCAGUCCACACGACUAGAAAAGUUUAUCACAGCCUAUGCUACAUUCUUGAAAGCAAGUGGUGAAACCCCCGUGACUUGGAAAAGGGCAGCAACCAUGGAUGAGGUCCUCCAGGAGGCAGAUAUAAUUAGUCUUCAUCCUGUCUUGGAUAAAACCACUUAUCAUCUAGUCAACAAGGAAAGACUAGCUAAGAUGAAGAAGGAAGCAAUUCUUAUAAACUGCAGUAGAGGACCUGUUAUUGAUGAAGCUGCACUUGUGGAGCAUUUAAAACAGAACCCGAUGUUUCGAGUAGGCCUUGACGUGUUUGAGGAAGAGCCCUACAUGAAACCCGGGCUUGCAGAGUUGAAGAAUGCCAUUGUGGUACCCCACAUUGCAUCUGCCUCCAAGUGGACUCGUGAGGGAAUGGCUACACUAGCAGCUCUAAACGUGCUGGGGAAGAUCAAAGGGUACCCAGUUUGGUUUGAUGCCAAUAGGGUUGAACCAUUCCUCAAUGAGAAUGCUCAACCACCAGCUGCAUCCCCAAGCAUUGUUAAUGCAAAAGCUCUGGGUUUGCCAACUUCAAAGCUAUAAACAUACAUGGUUCUAUCCUACAAGGGCCUUCAAUUGCACAAAUGACCAAUUUUUGUCUGUUGAGUUGGGCUCUGUGGCUAGUCUGCUCUUUUUUUGUGUAUGUGGGGUGCUGAUGGCACUGUGCAUAUAAAGACUGUCAGGUUAAUAAUAGCAUCAUGUGUUUGUAGUAUUUCAAACAUUAAUUAAACAUAAAUGAAGUUAUACCUUAUGUCCCUACACUAGUUUAGUUGGAUUGUUUUUACUUUUAAAGGUUAACAACA